UGCACAUCAUCAUAAUUGAAAAUUCUUAUAUUGGUACUCUCGGUCCAUUCUUGCACUUUCCGGGUCAAUUGCGCAUGUAAAUCAAGCGAGUUUUCCAUUCUCGGCUGGUUCCUGUGAAUAAUUUUCGUUUCUCCGAUUGCCGGCUACCUUGAAAGAUCUCUUUUUCUACAAGGGUGAACUCGCUUGGAUUCAAUAUGGCGGACAUGUCCAUGGUAGAGAUUUUGAAAACUUGGCACGAAGGUGUUUCUCUUAUGGAAAAAGGAAAUUUUCAGGACGCUCUAAUGAAUUUUAUUGCGUUAGAGGGAAGAACUGACUCGUCGCAAACUUUAAUCACUUCAGGAAGAAAUCUUUUCAACAUUGGUCAGACGUACCGCGCGCUUGGAAACCUUGACAGGGCGGCAAAGGUAUUGAACUAUCUGUGACAGUCAUUUCGUGACUUUUUGGUAGAACCUUUUAAUAGAACCUUUAAUCAUGUCACGAUAUUUUGAUUUCAAUAGAGUCUCCGUUUAAAAAGUUAAGCUUAUAUCUUUGUAGCCUGAGGGGUUUUAUUUACUCCCUUGGAACUGCAAACAAAGUGCAAGAAUGAAUGGAAAGUUUUGAAAACUUUUCAUAUUCAUUUUUGUUGUGGCAUGACUGUUUAUUUGCGAAGGAGGAGGGAUUAAGCCUACCCGCACUUAAGAAACAAAUAAAUAUAUAAUAAACAAGAAGAUAAUGAUUAAAAUCAAUAUAACAUAACAUGUUAUGUUAAAAAAUGCAUAUAUAAUGUAGGAAUAAACAGAUCAAUAAACAAGAACGUUUUUUCUGUAAAACUAAAACAGGGUCUUCCCACAGAAACAUUUGAAAAAUUUACUUAAAAGCUGUCAAACUUUGAAAUAAAAAAAAAAAGGAAAAUAGGUAGUAAAUUCCAACAUGUUUAUUUUGCAUUUUUAUAUCUGUGAUCUGCAUUUGUAAGCUUCUAGACCAGGACUGUCUUAGAUACUUCCAUAUCAGUAUCUGUAAUUUUGUUUUGCCCUGCUGUCUUGUUUAAGUAAGAUCUUCACCGGUACCCAUUUAUAUUGCAUGUUUUGCAUAGUGGGAACGUUGACAUGAAUAUAUGAGGAUUGGUGAUUGUCUGAAAUUCAAUGUCAACAACAGUCCUAUUCAGGCCUAUGUUCACCUGGAUGAUCAUGCUCAACCUACUUAUUUUAUGUGUGUUGUCUGAUUUGGACUGCAGGGCUCAACAUUGCGACCUGUGGCCAAUGUGACCAGCUUUUACUCCGUGGCGACUAAAUUUUCAUGCCUGGUCACCAACCUGACGCCCAACAUAGGUGACUUUCUUCUCUGGGAAAACGUACACUAAUGAUAAUCUGUUAUCCUUUACAAAACUAACAGAUAGCUUAGGGUUUUUCUAACUCUCUAGCGUUUUGCCCAAACGCUCUAACAGUUUGUCCAAACCCUCUAACGAUUUGUCUAAACGCUUCAACGAUCUCUUCUAAUACUCUAAUGGAUUGAUCUUAUGAUCUAACCGUUAGUCCAUCUAACGUUUAACUUUUACUUGAAAGAGGCUUGUGAAGAUCACUAGUAGUCUCAUCAACUUUCUGGCAAAUCGAUCGCAAAAAUUCUCAACAGGUCAUCCAAUGUUUCUCCAGAAAUGACUUCUAGUGCAUCGAUUAAAAACAAUUUCUUUAUGUCGAACAAUGAUAAAAGUUUAAGCUAAUCGAGAACAAACGGUGCUUAUUUCUCGAGCUUCUUGUAUACAACAUUAUGCAAAUUUCUGUUGAGCAUGACGACCCAAAUAAAGGCUCUAUGCAGUCGUAUUUUAUUGACUUCCAAUGAAGUACUGUUGAAGUCAUUCUGUUUGUUGAACAGACUUCGAAAUCAACUUCUUUGCCCGAAAACAUUAGCAAAAUUUCCUCCAUCUGGAGUCACUUUCGAUGAUGUGCCAGGCAACAAAAUAGAUUACAUUUCACCGAUGUUCAUUUCUGAACAAAAUUGCAAAUACAUGGGACGCAAAACAAAUGUCUGCAAAUUUUGUUCUUUAAUAACCUAAAUAAGUUAUUUUGCGAUUCCUAAAGUUUUUUUAUCUUAAUGUGUAUUCCUUUUCCUGAACCUUAAGCUUGAAUACCUGUUUGAGGAGACUUGCGCUUGAGUGCGGGCUCAUUUUCCUGAACACCGGCUGGUAAUGGAGCCUUGAGUGAAAACCUUUUGAAAGAAUGUUCAAAAGGAAGUGCUAAAGCAUUCUUUUUCUGUUAAGGCUAAGUAAAAAAUGUUAAGUUUAUUGUAUUCCAUUAAUUCUUAAAUAUAAUUUUUGGCAACUAGUGAUACCAGUUCUGGUGACCGAAAAUGAAAACUUGGGGGCAGCUGGCCCCAAGACUUUUUUCUGAAAGUCCAGCUCUGGACUGGCCACCCAAGAUUAGCUCUGGCUACCUACGGGCCAAUGCACUUUUGUAAAACUUGAUUAUAAGGAAAAUAAAGAUUAUUCUUGUUGUUGUCGUUGUUUGAAAUAGCAACUUUUUCCAAUACAUUUUGAAAUGAAAUGUGGAAGCAAUAUGUUGAAACAUUAUAUUUUCUAUUUUAAUCUCUGUGAAUUUUGUAAUAAAUUCCAGGCAUUUGAAGAGUCAGUGGAUAAGGACAAGAUGCUCGCAGUUGGUCAUUUUAUGCUGGGGAAUGUCAGUCUAGCUUUGAACAGGUAAUUUAUUUGGCAGUGCUCUGAUCUGCUGUUUUUUAGAGAUUAUCAUCAUCAUCAAUCAUCACCAUCAUAUCUCUACAACACUGAAGGCCCAUCACACUGUUUUUCUAGCCCCCCCUGAUUUGUGCUACUUUUCUGGCCAUACAAGUUGUUCUCCAGCUUGUUCAUUUUAGGGCCCUUUAUAUUUUCAUGACUAAGGGCCUGCAGGGAAAAGGUCCUGAGUAGCCUUGGGCUCAUGUAAAAUCCAGCCUUUGUUUUACAAGCAAAUCAUGAAGUUAUUUCAUAGGGGAAUGUGUUCUUUAUCAGAGAUCACUCUGUUAUUUGGUCAGAUCAAAUGCUUAUGAUUAUGAUUAUAUGUGGUUGAGUUAAUUUUCAAGCAUAGAAGCCAUACCUUGCUGUGAAAGCAUUUGAGGAGAAUCAAAGCCUUUUAUGUGUGCAGGUUAACAUGUACUAGUCCCAUUGCUUCAUACAGUACCAUGGAAUCUCUGUAGAUGCAGGCUCAUUAUGAGCUCUGAUUUUGGCAUAUUCUCAAUUUUUUGUUACAAAGAAAAGCAGUUUCACUUAUUCCAUGACAAUUGAACCACAAUAUCUUUUAAUAAUAAUAUUGUACCUCUAAGUGAUUAUACAUGACUUGCUAUUUUGUGUGACUUACUUUUUCCUGUUAUGUCCAGGAAUGAAGAUGCAUUGGAGAGCUUCAAUAAUGCUAAUUUCUAUCUUCGUGGUAACAAACUGAUUAAUUACCAGCAACUGGGGUUGAAAUACAAACUAUACUUGUGUGAGGUAAAGUAAACACAGUUGUCCCUUGGAAUGAAUGUACUUUAUACUGUCAGGCAACUUGUUUUCAAGAUCUUUCAUCUUUUGGUUUUUACAGCUUCAGCUUCUUACAUAUUUGUGAGAAAAUGACUCAAUACUUUCCUCAUGAUAGCAAUUUUCCUUGCUUCUCUUAACGAGUGUUUAAGAAGUCUUAGGAGGUCAAAAAAAAGUUACGAUAACUAAGCGAUUUCUUGUCUGCUUAAUUGUUUAGAGCUAUGGUCUGUAAGAAUGUACAGUCUUGUAGACUAUAGAAAGUAAAUGAUUUGCAAUUUGUUUUUUUCUGUUUCUCACGUGCAGUUUUGUAGGAAACUUGAUUAGAAAUGGACAUUAAAAACUUUCAUUGUUCUUGUAAUAAGCAAAUAGACAACAAUUUUCCAUUGUCCAUACUUAUAGAAACAGGAGCCCAUUUGAUGGGCUCCUGAUAGAAAUGAUGUCAACAUCUCCAAAACUUUGUGAUGAAGUUUGAUAUUUUUGUCCUAGUUGAACACUUUAAGCCCUUGCAUGAAACCUUUUUGUUGACAGAUUUUGGCCAACAGAGCCAUCUCACAUGCCAGGCUAGGUCACAUCCAGGAAGCCAGAGAUGAUUUUUUAAAUGCACUACAGUCUAAGGUGGAGGCACGGCAUUGUAUUAUUGAAGAUUCUCUUCUGUGUUGGCAGGUACACUGUAGACAUUUUUUAAAAUUGUUUAAGAAACUGUAAAAUUGUAGCUUUAAACAAAGGUGCUUGAAAGGAAUUUUGCAGGUGCGAAUAAAGAGAAGCAAAGAAUAUAGGGGUAGAAAGGAUCACUCGGCUUAAAAACAAGAUCAAAUUUCCAAUUUGACCCCUUUACACUUCUUAGUAGUGGCUACAAACAGGUCCAAUUUAAUUCCAAAAAAAUCUCAAUUUCAUUUCCAAGAUCCCAAAAAAUAAAAUUCUACUGUGCAAAAGUACCUUUUUUUAAUGUUUUAUUUUUAAUAAGUACCUUUAAAAGUACCUUUAAAGAGAGUCUUCAUUUGAAUGGUUACACCCCAACCCACUCCUCCUCAGCCCCUGGAGUGAGAGAGAAAAAUGGAACCGAGUAGGAGAGGACACUGGGAAUGAGGUUAGGUCACACUCCAGGAUGUCUUUGUAAAAUACUGGGAAAAAAAUAUUUUAGUGUAAAAGUUAUACUUACUCCUGGUUCUUUUUUGUCAUGAACAGGCUGGAGAGAAUGUAGAACCUUUACAGGUGCCGUCACAUGCAGUCUUUCAGCCACCAAGAAAACAAGUUGAAGCCAUCAAAGAUAAUCCCAAUUUCUUAGGAAAAUCAAAGGUACAGGUGUAAGUUGGAGAAACAAGCUGACACCUUUUAGUUUUUUAGUAUAACCUUGUUCUAUUUAUUAGAUUUAGAUUAAGGUGUGGCAGGCUAGGGGAUCCUGAGGGGUACUCCCUAUAAUGCCCUUUAUGGGGAAACUCCGCCUGAAAGAGGUGCCUUUUUCAGCCUUCUGGUCAGUAUGAAAGGGUAGGGAUUUGUGUUGCAGUGUACAAAAAGGAAGAGAAAUCUGUCAUUUUGGUUGGUAAAAAGGCCCAGAAGGGCUAACAGAUGCAUUUUAUGGCUGUGAAAGAGAGAAAAAAACUUCCUGAUUUAGUAAGAAAAAAAAGAAGGUGCAUUUACAGCAGUUAUAGCGAAUGCAAAGUUCUAAACUAGGUAACUAUGUGAAAUGGGUACCGUUUAUCAGUAGGGGGUUUACAAAAGGGGUACAUGUAAUGAUAUACAUGUAUAAUAGGGUAAGGGGUUGGACCGUCCCUGUAUAAAAGUUCUUAGAGUACCCCCGGUGAAAGAGUAAGAAGAAAAAAAGAAGAAAAAGAAGAGCAAUGAGAGGUAUAUUUAUUUUCUUGUUCUUUCAGGUUGUUGCUGCCCAUGAACCUUCUAAGUUUCCUGAAACAAGGACCAAGGUAAGUACUGUCACGCAACAGAUUAAUGCACACAUGAAUGCGUGACAAACGAGCCCCAAAGGACGUCUGCGGGGAGGCUAACAUCAUGCAUGAUAAAUUUUUGCACAGCGCUCGGGUAAUUGUCCCAACUUCCUAGUGUCUUGUCGAGUUUAUUUAGUAGUAGGGGAAACUGUGCUUUUAAAUUUUUGUUUGUUCUUAUGAUGCAGACACCCCCAAAAGAAAAACAAUACGAACUAUUUUAAGCGACACAUUUUUAUCAAUUAACUGUCGAGUAAUUUUGAUUUUAUUUCCUUUCUUCAGCCCCCUGCCUCCCCGUCUUCCCCCAGAAAAACUGAAGAUGAACAACCUAUGGAAGAACAAUCUCCAACGGCAGAUGGAAAAGUAAGUUUGCAAAUUAUCGCGUGUGUACACUGAUUUUGCAUUUACUUUUGGAGAGGGAAUAGCCUCUUCUUUGUGCUCCCUGGCGAAAUAAAGUGUGAGCUGUUUGCAGGGCAAAGACAGUACCUUCUUUUCAGUUACGUCAAUACCGGAAGUAAAAAUUGAUGCAGUCUCGGGGAUUGAACUCGUAACCUUUGCUCUUCAGGCCAGCCCUUGAUCAAAGGAGCUAACCCUACGGCGGUUUGAAUUACAUGUUUUGUUUAAUCUGCCUGUGCUUCGUAAGUGAAACCCCCGGGGGGGGCACUCAAGGUAAGUUCGGGUAGGGGUGUGCCGCCUAACCUGCGAACUGCAGACGUAUUUCUGGAGGGAGAGAAGCGACGACCGGAAAUACGUCUGUAGUUCGCUCAUUUCAAGCCUUUAAACAGUGAAAUUGUAUAACUUUUUAAGACUCAAGAACCUGAAAACCAUGCCCUGUUCAGAAGCACAUACCUGUCUUGGCCAAAUACAAGAGUGCUUCCCCCCCCCCUAUUCCCGCUCGUGAGUAAAACUAGAUUGGACGACCGGGAAAGUAGAUACAGGGUGGCAAAGGGGUGGGGGGUGGGGGUAUCUAUCACGCAUCACGCCAAUUUUUUAAAGCUAUGACGCAUCACGGAAAAAUGAAAUUAAAAAUUAACUACAUUAACAUUUACAAGUAUGCUAUUAUCAGUUGAUCUGACAAAAUCAGAGGUGGAGGAACGAGAAAAAAAGGCAAGGGUUGGUGCUAUCUAUUUUUAAUCUCUCUGCUACAAGGUUUAAAUGAUAUUAACCAUCACGGAAACUUCAAAGGAAAAUCACGCGUCACGCAUUGUGAAAAUAGUAAAUCACGCAUGAGGCCGCUACGCCUAAUCACGCCUCACGCGGCGAAUUUGGGCCCUAUCAGGCAUCACUCUGAUAAUUUGUGACCCAUCACGCGUCACGGAAAACCCCUUUGCUACCCUGUAGAUGUUGUAAGGGUAUUGAUAUGCGGGAUUUUAUAUAUAAAACGAGCCGUAUCCUUCCUAACGAGUCUAAGAGAUAGCACAUUGGCUCCAUCAUUACUUUGAGUGAGAUGUUUAAUUGUGUCUUGUUACACUAUACUUCUCUAUUGCUCACAAAAGGUAAUCGUCUUCGUGUUGUUCUUAGGCGACAGGUAGAAGGGCUUUGAUGACCGCUUUACGUGACGGUAACACUCGCAAAUCUCUCAAACGUGUCUCCACUCCGCCAGAGCCGCCAAACAAGCCCGUCCCUACCCCCCUAGAGCCCCCAAACAGGCCCCUGCCGGUCCUCCCUGAAAGACCAAGUAGCCCUCGUCGUCCACCACCUUCGCCUCGGUCCCAGCACAAACUGAGAGAGUCUCCAGUGCCGGGUAGUGAAUCUCGGUCACCGUUGACUCGAAGGCGGGUUGUUAGCGCUCCACCAGGUAGCCCUGUUACAGAGAAACGCUCGUCUGUUGGGUUAACCCCCCCUGAUAAGCCGUUACCUCCUGCUCCUAAAAAGAGUCCGCUUCCACGUCGUAAAAUAUCCGAACCAGUGCAGUUUCGCAAGGGCCGUGACGCCACCGUGACCGUUCAGUUGGUUCUUACACGCUCCAUUAAAGUUGAUGAAGCGGCUUCUACCCAAGACUUGGUUCGUGCCGCGGCCAGUACUUUUCGGCUUUCUGAGGAUUCGUUUGCAUUGUGGUAAGGCGAUUUCUAUUUUUGAUUAACCCACUUUCCCCCUUGCAAUUAAAAGGAACUGAAGUGUACAAUUUUAGCAGUUACUCGUUCUAUAUAUCUUGACAUUAUUAUGCUGUGACUGAAACUCUUAUCUAGCCUGAGCUAAAAACAGCAAAAGGCCUAGCAAACAUUUCGCGAAGCCACCUCUUGUUUUGCCGUGCGCAGAAAUUCAAUACUGAUGACUUGUCACUACCCAGAUCUGGGUAGUGCUGCUGAUUGGUCGUGCCGCGUGGGAAAUUUGCCUCAACCAAUCAGGAGCACUUCCCAGAUCUGGGUAGCAACGCGUCAUCAGGUUGGAAUUUCUGCGCCCGUUGCUCAGACGACAUUUCGCGGAGAAUCCAGUGAUGGUGUCGCAAAUUGUUGGCUGUUUUCUCGGGGCUAACUCUUAUCGGGUUUUAAGCCCUAAAGUGCCGUAUGGUGGUGGAAGUAUUUAAGGUGUAAAUCGCGUCAGCAGGAAAUUUUAUUUUUCCUAUUUAUUAUUCUAGGUGUAUGAGAAAUGGCCAGCUUUCUGCCCUUCAAGAUAAAGAUCUAGAGGGAAUUCUUAACUCCCCAGCAAACAACAUGGAAACUAUUUACUGCUACGAAAAUAAACCUCAGUAAUGUUUUGAUAACUAAUUUUCUUACAGGAAACUAUUAAUUAAUUUUUUCUACUUGGUAAUGUAACGGCUGUGAACCGCGUGUUUUUCUG
This is a messenger RNA of Porites lobata, 8193 nucleotides long. The record is from the annotation of a GenBank genome assembly. Lineage: Eukaryota; Metazoa; Cnidaria; Anthozoa; Scleractinia; Poritidae.